This is a messenger RNA of Calypte anna (Anna's hummingbird), 4616 nucleotides long. It is a transcript of the gene EMSY, whose product is annotated as EMSY transcriptional repressor, BRCA2 interacting. The record is from RefSeq and is a predicted model, not a curated record. Gene Ontology annotation, cellular component: nucleoplasm. The transcript is spliced from 21 exons. Bases 153 to 4181 code for a protein of 1342 amino acids. Lineage: Eukaryota; Metazoa; Chordata; Aves; Apodiformes; Trochilidae. Gene Ontology annotation, biological process: regulation of DNA-templated transcription.
GGGGAAGCGCUGCCGCCGCCGUCGCCACUAAACAAACCCGAGAGCGGCACCGGGGGGGGAGGAGGGGCCCUGCCGCUGAGGAGCCUUUCGAUGUGCCAAGCACGGCCGGCCAGCGAGGCUGAGCUCUGUGGGAGCACAGACACAAGGGCAAGAUGCCUGUGGUGUGGCCAACCCUUCUGGAUCUCAGCAGAGAUGAGUGCAAGAGGAUCCUCCGCAAACUGGAACUGGAAGCUUAUGCAGGUGUCAUCAGUGCCUUACGUGCACAGGGAGACCUCACGAAGGAGAAGAAGGAUCUUCUUGGAGAACUCUCUAAAGUGCUUAGUAUUUCAACGGAGCGACAUCGAGCCGAAGUUCGGAGAGCAGUGAAUGAUGAACGACUGACAACUAUUGCACACAAUAUGUCUGGACCAAACAGCUCCUCAGAAUGGUCUAUAGAAGGUCGUCGACUUGUGCCCCUGAUGCCACGCCUGGUCCCUCAGACAGCUUUUACUGUGACUGCAAAUGCUGUCGCCAACGCAGCCGUUCAGCACAACGCCUCCCUUCCGGUUCCUGCAGAAACUGGAAACAAAGAAGUGGUGGUUUGCUAUUCCUACACAAGUACCACUUCAACCCCAACAUCCACCCCUGUUCCAAGUGGCAGUGUAGCAACAGUGAAGUCCCCCAGACCUGCCAGUCCAGCCUCCAAUGUAGUCGUCUUGCCAAGUGGAAGUACUGUUUACGUCAAAAGUGUCAGCUGCUCAGAUGAUGAUGAAAAGCCCCGCAAGAGAAGGCGAACCAACUCCUCUAGUUCUUCUCCUGUUCUCCUGAAAGAAGUCCCAAAGGCAGUGACUCCUGUCACUAAAACUAUCACAGUGCCUGUAAGUGGCAGCCCCAAGAUGAGUAAUAUAAUGCAGAGCAUUGCCAACUCCUUGCCACCACACAUGUCUCCUGUGAAAAUAACCUUCACUAAGCCCUCAACACAGACAACAAACACAACAACACAGAAGGUGAUUAUAGUCACCACCUCUCCAAGCUCAACUUUUGUACCCAACAUCCUUUCCAAGUCCCACAACUAUGCAGCUGUUACAAAACUUGUCCCAACAUCAGUCAUUGCCUCAACUACUCAAAAGCAACCAGUGGUUAUUACUGCUUCUCAGUCCUCCUUGGUCAGCAGCAGCAGCAGCAGUAGCUGUUCCACUGCCUCCUGCACUGCAAAUACUAUUGCUGUGACUGCUGUAGUCUCCUCAACACCAUCAGUGGUUAUGUCAACAGUAGCACAAGGUGUGUCUACAUCAGCAAUUAAAGUUGCCUCUACCAGACUACCUUCCCCAAAAGGUUUGGUUGGGAACCCAACUCAGAUCUUAGCACAGUUUCCCAAACAGCAUCAGCAGUCCCCCAAACAGCAGCUGCACCAAGUACAACAGGCCCAACAACAACAGCAGCAACAACAGCAGCAACAACAACAACAACAGCAGCAGUUGGUGCCAUCUUCUGCAGCUCAACAGCAGCAACCACAACAAUCUCAGCUGCCACCUGGAAUCAAGCCCACUAUUCAGAUCAAACAGGAAUCAGGUGUUAAAAUAAUCACUCAACAGGUGCAGCCCAGUAAAAUCCUUCCCAAACCAGUUACAGCGGCCUUGCCCAGCAGUAGCAAUUCACCUAUUAUGGUGGUUAGCAGUAAUGGGACUAUCAUGACAACUAAACUGGUCACUACUCCCACUGGAACUCAAGCAACAUACACACGACCAACAGUGAGCCCCUCCAUAGGGGCUCGGAUGGCUGGGACUCCAGGGGCUGCUACUUAUGUGAAAACUACAAGUGGUAGCAUCAUAACUGUAGUACCAAAGUCACUGGCUACACUGGGAGGAAAGAUAAUCAGCAGUAAUAUUGUUUCUGGAACUACAACCAAAAUCACUACAAUUCCAAUGACUUCCAAACCCAAUGUGAUUGUUGUGCAAAAGACUACUGGAAAAGGAACUACAAUUCAAGGGCUUCCAGGCAAAAAUGUUGUCACAACGCUGUUGAAUGCUGGGGGGGAGAAAACAAUUCAGGCAGUGCCAGCAGGAGCAAAACCUGCUAUCAUCACUGCCACAAGACCCAUCACAAAAAUGAUUGUUACACAGCCAAAAGGAAUAGGGUCCACGGUCCAGCCAGCCACCAAAAUCAUCCCAACUAAAAUUGUUUAUGGUCAGCAAGGGAAAACGCAGGUUCUCAUAAAACCAAAGCCAGUGACAUUUCAAGCAACAGUUGUGAGUGAGCAGACCAGGCAGCUGGUGACUGAAACGUUACAGCAGGCCUCAAGGGUGACAGAGACAGGAAACUCAUCUCUUCCAGAAGUCAAAGAAGAACCACAAACCUACACUGACAGCAGUUCUUCUUCUACAGAGUCUUCCCAGAGCUCUCAAGAUUCUCAGCCUGUAGUUCAUGUGAUUGCUUCAAGAAGUCAAGAUUGGUCAGAACAUGAAAUUGCUGUGGACACAAGCCCUACAAUAAUUUACCAGGAUGUUUCCAGUGAAUCUCAGUCAGCUACUUCCACCAUAAAAGCUUUGCUGGAACUUCAGCAGACAACAGCAGUGAAGGAAAAGUUAGAAUCGAAGCCAAGGCAGCCAACAAUUGACUUGAGCCAAAUGGCUGUCCCAAUCCAGAUGACCCAAGAAAAGAGACAUUCUCCAGAAAGCCCUUCAAUUGCUGUAGUAGAGUCGGAAUUAGUUGCUGAAUACAUCACAACUGACUCAGGAAGACAACACUGUAUUGGUUCACAUUCGGAAGAAUAUCUACACAACCAUAUAGUCAGUCACCGGUCCCAGCCCCACCAGCAGUCAUCUCAACCCCAGAGGACUCUGCUGCAACACGUGGCUCAGUCACAGACAGCAACACAAACUUCUGUCGUGGUGAAAUCCAUCCCCGCAUCCUCCGCAGGAGCAAUUACCCACAUCAUGCAGCAGGCCUUAAGCAGUCACACUGCUUUUACCAAACACAGUGAACAACUUGGAACUGAGGAAGGAGAAGUGGAAGAGAUGGACACCUUAGAUCCUCAGACUGGCCUGUUCUACAGAUCUGCCCUGACACAAUCACAGGCACAAAAGCAGCAAAAACUGAGUCAGCCUCAGCUGGAACAGACUCAACUGCAAGUGAAAACUCUGCAGUGUUUCCAGACUAAGCAGAAGCAGACAAUCCACCUGCAGGCUGAUCAAAUCCAGCACAAACUCCCACAAAUGCCCCAGCUUUCUAUAAGGCAUCAAAAGCUAACCCCCCUGCAGCAAGAGCAAGCACAGACCAAACCAGAUGCACAGCACCCCCCCCACCACAUGAUGGCCAAAGAAAGGCAACUCCCUACCUUAGUGGCACAGCCACAGCAAACUGUAGUACAGGUGCUUGCAGUAAAAACCACGCAGCAGCUGCCCAAACUGCAACAGGCACCAACGGCACAAAAAAUCUACGUGCAACCCCAACCCCCCCAGAGUCAGAUGCAGCUACCUGCCUCUUCAGAGAAACAACCAGCAAGCCAGGUGCAGCAUCCAAUUAGAACGCAAGGAUCCACUGUUACAAAGAUAACUUUUGAGGGGCGUCAGCCUCCUUCUGUUUCCAAGGUAGCAGGUGACAGUUGUGUGCCCAAACUGGCCUUGCCAGUUACCAGCCUAUUUCCCACGCAGGCCUCCGUGAAGACAGCAGUAGCAGAUAUUUUGAAAGUGUCUAUGGUGGAAGCUCAGAUUGACACAAACCUAGAACAGCCAAUAGUGGAUCCCCCAGCCAUGGCCAGUAGUAAAGUCUCUAGAGAAGCAGAGCCAUCACCUUGUCCCCAGGUGACUGCGGUAGGGAUGACGGCAACUUCCAUCCCCCAGCAACAGCCACCUGCAGAAUCCAGUUCAAGCCCUCCUGCUGUUGGUCCUGCUGUAACAGAGGGGAAACUCGAUGCCCAAGGAAUGCCUACAACCAACCAGUUUGGACACAUCCCCAGUAUUCCGCAAAAGAAAGCUGAAGAGAGCUCCUCAGAGAUUGUUAUCCAGACACUCCCUCACUAUUCCAUCCCUUGUCACUCCAGCUCCAAUGUGGUAGUGGAACCCAGCGGGCUCCUGGAACUCAACAACUUUACCAGUCAACGCCUCGACGAUGAGGAGACGGCGAUGGAGCAAGAUGUGGACAGUAGCACUGAGGAUGGCACUGAGCUCAGCCCCUCUCGAAGUUCUGCUGAACAAUCCUAAGGAAUUGGGACACUGGAGUGCACUUUAAAACAUCUUGGGAUUUUUUUUUGAGGAUCCAAGAUGCCCUUUUCUUGUGAUGUCUUAGAGCACUUUGCCUGUUUAGAGGUUGUUCAUUGGACCCUUGAAGCAUCAGUGUGUUUUAACAAGACGGUAUUGCAAAAGCUGCAUCUUACAAAUUAUUCCAUAAAAAAAAAAAAAAAAAGAAAGGAAAAAAAAUAUGUAGUUACCCAGAUUUGGUAAACUUGUGACAGUGGAAUGUACUCCUGUUCAAAUCAAAUCUGCAGAGAAUUCUACAGCUCGUGCUAUUGAAGCCCUUGCCCAGCUACUGAAAAGGCUUUCAGUGAAAAGGGAUCUCGUUCUUUUGCUGUGUCUUUUUGUUAGCUGUUGAGCAAAACAGCAUCAAAAAAAGAAAAUGUUUAAUAAAUAUUUGUAUUU